Messenger RNA from Mytilus californianus (California mussel), 651 nucleotides. Its product is annotated as 40S ribosomal protein S9. The coding region runs from base 32 to 607 and encodes 191 amino acids. Gene Ontology annotation, biological process: positive regulation of translational fidelity; translation. NCBI's taxonomy places the organism in Eukaryota, Metazoa, Mollusca, Bivalvia, Mytilida, Mytilidae. The transcript has 4 exons. Gene Ontology annotation, molecular function: structural constituent of ribosome; rRNA binding. Gene Ontology annotation, cellular component: cytosolic small ribosomal subunit. The record is from RefSeq and is a predicted model, not a curated record.
AGUAAUUUUAUUUCUUUUAUAGGUAUAAAUCAUGCCGCGAGUGCCGUUGGUACAGUCAAAGACAUUCACAACUCCUAGACGUCCCUUUGAAAAGGAACGUUUAGAUCAGGAGUUAAAACUCAUUGGAGAAUAUGGAUUGAGAAAUAAAAGAGAGGUAUGGCGGGUGAAGUUCACUUUGGCCAAAAUCAGAACUGCAGCUAGAGAAUUGCUCACACUUGAUGAGAAGGACCCUAAACGUUUAUUUGAAGGUAAUGCAUUACUACGACGUCUUGUACGUAUUGGUGUACUGGAGGAAUCCAAAAUGAAGCUUGAUUAUGUGUUGGGUUUGAGACUUGAAGAUUUCUUGGAAAGACGUCUUCAGACACAAGUGUUUAAACUUGGAUUGGCUAAGAGUAUUCAUCAUGCCCGUGUUCUUAUCAGACAGAGACACAUAAGAGUGAGAAAACAAGUAGUGAACAUACCAUCUUACAUUGUCAGAUUGGACUCCCAGAAACACAUAGACUUUUCACUUAGAUCACCAUACGGUGGUGGACGUCCAGGACGUGCCAAGAGGAAGAACAUGAAGAAAGGACAAGGUGGAGCAGGUGGUGAAGAAGAUGAGGAUUAAAUGAACAUUUUCCCCAGUCUCAUUAAUAAAGUGAUAAGACAAUA